AUGACAAUUUCAUAUAGUGGAAAUGUUAUUCGAAUUUUGUUGAGAUGGAAAGGAUCGAUUUGGCGAGCAGUUUGGCGCGAACUUGUGAUCUAUUUAUUAUGUUAUUAUGCAGUCAGAUUGGUUUAUUUGAAACUUCCCGAAGUUCUUGAUAUGGACAAAGAGGAUGCAAAAGAAUUCACAAAAAAUUUCGAAGCUUUCUGUGAAAUGUGCAAAGAUUGGCUCAAAAAUAUACCCCUAACUUUUUUGUUGGGUUUCUACGUUUCAAACGUGGUUUCUAGAUGGUGGCGGCAAUUUGAAACUUUAUAUUGGCCUGAGGAUAUUUUGUCGGUUCUUUGCACAGUGGUUCAUCAAAAUGAUGAUAAGAGUAGAAAGAGGAGACAUACUAUUGCGAGAUAUUUGAAUUUGGCUUCAGCGUUGGCAUGGUGAGUUUUUCUAACUGUUGGUAAACUAGUCUCUUCUGAAAAUUAUAGACUAAUUUUCCUAGGAGCUCAAAAUCGAUUCUGAAAAGAAAAACAAUUUUUAGGCGCGAUAUUUCUUCAAAACUCCGCCUUCGCUUUCCAAAUGUUCACAGUCUUAUUGAAGCUGGUUUACUAACUGAAAAAGAAUAUGAAAUUCUCGAAAAAGUGCACGAAGAUUGUGAUUCAACUCGCUGGAUGACACCAAUUCAUUGGGUUCAACAUAUAAUGCGAGAAGUUGAAGAAGAUUCCAAACCAACCGCAUCACUUUUGAAUCAAUUCAUCGGUGAACUUCGAAUUUUCCGGCAAUCUUUGAGAAAGUUAUAUAGUUAUGAUUGGGUUUGUGUUCCUUUGGUUUAUACACAAGUUGCUGCAUUGGCAACUUAUGGUUUCUUCUUUUUCACACUUUUUGGACGACAAAUUUUGGUAUCGGAUGUUUUGAAAGGAGAAGCGAUUGAUAUAAAAGUGCCGAUUUUUACAAUUGUUCAAUUUUUGUUUUUCAUUGGAUGGUUCAAAGUUGGACAAGAUUUGAUGAGACCAUUUGGAUUGGAUGAUGAUGAUAUUGAAUUGAAUUAUAUUUUUGAUCGAAAUGUUCGCAUUUCAUUUACGAUUGUUAAUCGAUUACAAGGAAGUCCACUUCGUAAGUUUUUUCUGGUAAAGUUCUGAAAAUUUUGGUCAAUCUGUUGCUAUAUUAGGCACAUUUUUAUUAUAAUUAUUUUUCCUCAUUCCCAGGCUGAUUUUUGGUUUUCCUAAGUUUUCCCGAAUUUUUUAAAAGAAAAUGGAGUCUUGCGAAAAUUAAGAACUUCGAAAAAUGAGUUGCUAUAAAAAAUAGACCAAAAAUGUUUUCAGUCUGAAAAUUUCGGAUUCAAUAAAUAUUUUACAAUUUUCCAGCUGAUUACGAUGCUGAAAGCGACAAAUUAUGGCGAGAAAGUGAAAAUGGCACUACCCUGAUUCCAUCAAUUCCACAUUCCAAAUAUUCGCGCCAAUUAUCCGAACAUCCUCCUCGACUUCAUGCUUAUGUUCCAAUUCAUGAUCAAAUCAAAGAUGCCGAAAGUGCCAAAGGUUGUUUAUCGAUCAAAAAACAGAAAAAGUGAGUUCCUAUUUCUUUUUUUCUGUAUUUGGAAAAAUAUAUACUUUUCAGACAUCUAAAUUGGUGA
Molecule: messenger RNA, 1612 nt
Organism: Caenorhabditis angaria
Lineage: Eukaryota; Metazoa; Nematoda; Chromadorea; Rhabditida; Rhabditidae
Source: the annotation of a GenBank genome assembly